Cavenderia fasciculata is the source of this 5121-nucleotide messenger RNA. RefSeq lists its product as uncharacterized. NCBI's taxonomy places the organism in Eukaryota, Evosea, Eumycetozoa, Acytosteliales, Cavenderiaceae. The record is from RefSeq and is a predicted model, not a curated record. Gene Ontology annotation, molecular function: protein binding. The coding region runs from base 1 to 5121 and encodes 1706 amino acids. The transcript has 2 exons.
AUGGUGUAUAAUAAAUUAAAUGAUUCACAACAACAACAACAAGAUGAUAAACAAAAAGAAAAAGCAACUGAAAUAUAUAAUCAAGGAGUUGAAUUUAGAUUGGAAAAGAAAGAUCUAAGUAAGGCAUUUGAUGCAUUUAACAAAUCAGCAAAGUUGGGUCAUGUAAAGUCACAAACUAUCAUUGGUAGAUAUUAUAUGGGUAAAUUCAACGUUGAACGUGGCGUUGAAUCAUAUGAUCGAACACAAAUAGACAAGUUUAUAACUAAAAGAGGUAGCAUUGAAAAAGCAGUGAAAUGGUUGACAAGAGCUAGAAUGCAAGGUGAUGCAGAUGCAAUGGUAUCACUUGCAAGACUACAUCUCAAAGGUGCAUCUAGAGCAAUAGCUCUUAAAAAGUUUAUACCGGCACCAGAGACUGCUCGUGUAUGGCUACUCAAAGCAGCGGAACUCGGUCAUCCACAGGCAAUGUAUUAUUUGGCUAGAUACGCAUACCACGGUAUAGAAGGUGUAAAUGUAGAUGUACAUCAUUUAAACCGAUACAAAAUACCAACAAACAACAAUGCCAAUCAAGGUCAAGUCUUUGAAUUGUUACAAUCAAGUUCUCAACUUGGUAAUAGAAAAGCUACCUAUUACUAUGGUGUCAUGUGUAAGAGCAGAGGUAUGCCAAAUGAAGCACUUGAAAGUUUUGUAUUGGCAUCGGCUGCUGGAAUAGACAUUGCAACCAUCGCACUUGCCAACUGUCAUUUUACAGGUUACGCAGGACUACCCGUAGACAUUGACCGUGCAAUAGGUAUACUUGGACAGUGUAAAGGUAUUGUCUAUGGUUUGCUUCCAUUCAACCUAUUAAGAAUGCGACAAUUGUCUAAUCAAUCCAACCCAAACAUCAAGGAUCCUGAACAACAACUACAAAGGGAUACCAAGACACUUGAAUUCUUGCGUCAAGGAACUAGAAUAACUUCGUUUGCUUAUUUUGGUUGUAAACGGUCUGUUCUUAAUGAACACUUGGUGUUGGAUAGAAUGUCGGUUCUUCUCAAUGACAAGUUAAACUAUUACUCUCAGAGUAAGAUGGCUAGCUAUAAUAACACAUCAAAUCCCGAGUACAUAUUUCUUCACUUUCCUUUACUUGCCAUGUGCUAUGUACAUGGGUACGGAGGUGUUGAAAAAGAUUUGGAUCAAGCAUUACAGUAUUUUCAACCAACUCAUAUUUCCGGUAUACCAAACCAGUAUCUAUGUGAAAUUGCCAAGACCUAUCUUCAAAAGAAUGACCCCCACUCUCGAGAAAAGGCAAUAGAAGUACUUGAAAAGGCAGUGUCUUGUCAAAUAUCUGAAGCAAGUUAUUUGAUGGGUUUGUCUGUCAUUAUGACCAACAACAGCUCAUUAUACACUUCAGAGUUACAUAGACAUUUGACCACGGCAGAUGAGUUGGGUCAUCCAUUGGCAUAUCGUUUAAUCUUCAAUCCAAAGGAUACACCAACAAAUGUUGCAUUUGAAUUUAUCCGCGUCAGAGCCGAACAAGGUAAUCGAUCUUCAUUUGCACAGGUUGAUCUCGGUCUAUGUUAUCGUGAUGGUUUGGGUGUAGAACGUAACCUUGAAAUGGCCGAGAAAUGGUUCACUCAAUCUGUACAACAAGCAAAUAAUCAAGCAAGAUAUUUAUUGGCAAAAUUAUUACUUGACCGAAAUAACAACAACAACAACACCAACAAUCAUGAUGAAAUGAUGAAUAGAAUCAAGAAAUUAUUAGAAGAAAGUUCAAAUCAUUAUUUAUUUUCAAAUUUCGAAUUGGCAAAGUUGGAAAAGGAUAAAGAUAGAAAAAUGAUAUUAUUUAAAUCAGUUUACAAACAAUGUAAUUUUAUCGAUCCUUUUGAUACACUCUAUACCUAUGGAACUAGGAAUAUGUUUGUAGAUCAAGCACCGAUUGUAAUGGCAGAAUGUGCCAUGGCAAUUGCAAUGUUGUAUCAGUCGGUUCACAAUGAUGCCGAGGCGUUGGUUUGGUUUCGUCGUGCCAAAGGUAUCACUGGCGGUGAGAGAGAGUACCAGAUUGCACACUACCACGGUCUCUUGCGAAAUGAAGCCAAACAAGUUAAAUGGUUAACCAAGUCAAUUGUAGUCAACCCACAUCACAAACAAUCAAGAUUCAAACUUGCAAUGAUUCGAUACGAACAAUCAAAAAGACCAAAUUUGAUGGACAUCUCUACCGAUCAAGAUGUAUUUGAAUUGUUGGUAAAAUCUGCAGAUGAUGGAUUUGCAGAAGCACAAUUUCUAGUUGCCAAGUUUAUUCUCGAUAGAGCAUACGUUGUUAAUAUCAACAAAUUGGAUCAAAAGAAACAAGCAAUUGAUUAUGCUCUUGGUGCAUCUGAUCAAUUUCCAGAAGCAUAUUUACUUAUUGCUAAAAUGUAUUAUAGUGGUAUGGGAGGUGCCGAACAAGACUUUGUUAAAGCAUUUGAAUGGUACAUCAUGUCGGCCGAUCGGAAUAAUGAUGGAGAAUCCUAUUUUAUGCUUGGAGAAUAUUAUAGACAAGGAAUAGAGGGUGCUACUAAAAUAGAUGUUAAAAGAGCACGAGAUAAUUAUGAAAAGGCAUCAAACAAACAAUAUACUUUGGCCAACUAUCAAUUGGCUGUGAUGUAUAAAUAUGGGUAUGGUGGAGUAAUAGACACAAAAAAGGCAAUCGAUCUACUUGAACAGCUGCUGCAACAACAACAGUCUUUGUUGAAUCUACACCCAUUGGCCAAUUAUGAAUUGGGCCAUGCAUUAUUAUACGAAUCAUGUAAUGAUAGUAAUGAUAUUGGUUUAUCCACUUUUGAAAGAGCAAUAGAACUAAUCAACAAGGCCAACAUUGCUUUAGAAUCAGUCGAUAUCAAAUACAUUGAUUCAAAAUACUUUAAAUUUGGUAGAAUGAAAAAACAAGAAAAUGAUUUGGUCAAGGCCAUACAACUGUAUCAAGAACCUGCAAAAAAGGGUCAUGAUCAUUUAGACUCUUUAUUGGAUCUUGGAGAGAUUCAUCAUCGAUUGGGAAACAUUCAAGAGGCGUUGGAUUGUUUCGAGCGUGCUUUUACAGUUCAUCAAUCAAAAGUGGCAAGCUUUGGUAUUUAUAAAAUUAAAAAGGAAAAUGUCAAUCGACAAGACGAAGCGUUUGAAUGGUUACUCAAAACUGCUCAUCUUGGAGACACUGAUGCAAUGCUGCUAGUUGGUGAAUACUAUGACACUGUACUAGUCGAUCCCAAUCAAGCAAUGGAUUGGUACAAAAAAGCUUCGGAUCAAGAUAAUGGUCGAGCAUGUAAUCAAAUUGCAUUGAAAUAUCAUAAUGGUACGGGAGUUGUUAAACAAAACAGAGAUAUUGCAUUCCAAUUCCUUACUAGAGCAAUUGAUCAAUGUGGAGAAUAUUCACAGGCAACUUUGGUUGGUGAAUACUAUCAACAUGGAUUUGGAAAUGAUAGUAUCAUUAAUCCAACAGCAUCCCUAAAAUAUUUUAAAAAAUCAUAUAAAAUGAAUCAAGAUAAAGAAGCUCUUUAUCGUGCUGCAAUGUUACUAAAGAGUGGUGGACAAGAUGGUAUUAAAAUCGAUUUGGAGCAAGCAUAUACCUAUUUUCAAGAGGUUUCUGAUCUUCCACAAUCCAUGUAUGAAAUUGGUAUGGCUCUAUUCCAUGGUCAUGGUACCAAACAAAGUUAUCAACUUGCAAAAGAAUGGCUUCAAGAAGCUCUUGAAAAUGGUAUAGAAAAAUCAUCCAAUCCUCUUCAAAUAAUUCAACAACUACAACAACAACAAAAUAAUCAAAAUAAUCAAGUAAAAUUAGAAAAAGAAAAGAGUAGUUUAAAAGAUGAUUUUGAAAAUGCAAGAAAUCACUUUUGGGAAUGUAAAACUAGUAAAUGUACUAUUGAUCAUUUAGAUAAUAUUAAAAAAUCGGCAAAUCAAGGUCACCCAGAAUCCAACAAAUUUUUGGGUGAUAUUUACAAGUUUGGUUUGGAGAAAACACCGAUUGACGUUGAAAAGGCAAAGAAAUAUUAUCAAGAAGCUGCAUUGGGUGGUUUUGCAGACGGAAUGUUUAUGUUGGCCAUGGUCAUCUUGGAAAUGGGUCGAGACGAUGCACCACCAAGCAUGGCAAUCAAUUGGAUUGAAAAAGCAAUGGAAAAAAACCAUCCAGAGGCUUUGGUAUGGAUUGCUGAAUGUCAUCGAUGUGGUUCGUAUGGAUUCCAACAAGACCUCUCCAAAACAGUAGCAUUGUAUGAAAAGGCUUCAAGGAUUAGUAUAUGUCCUCAAGCCGAUUUGGCUUUAUUUUAUUUAUAUGUCGAUGGAAUUGGUUGUCAAAGUGAUGAAUACAUGGCUUUCCAAUCACUCAAAAAGAAUGAAACCUAUCAAUCGGAUCUUGGAUUGAUCGAACUUGGUAAUUGUUAUUUUGACGGUAUUGGAACUAUUACAAAUGACACUGAAGCCAUGCGACUCUACCAAAACGUUAUUAACAAACAAGAUACCACCAAUAUUAAUAUUGGUGUUGGUAGUCAAAUGGGAGUUGCUCAUGCCUACAAUCAAAUUGGUCGAGUAUAUUAUUUUGGAUCCCCCAACUACCCUAAAGAUUAUGCAAAGGCAAAACAAUAUUUUGAAAAGGCUCAACUACUUGGUUAUGAUUCAAACCUUGUACAAGAGAAUAUUAAAAAUGCUAAAGACAAGGAAAACCAACAACAACCAAAAUAUCAACAACAACAAAAGAUAUUUGAAUUUUUUGAUGAUUUCUUUCAACCAAGUAAUAAUAUUAAUAGAAAUAAUAAUAAUAAUAAUCAUCGUAAUAAUAAUAAUACAACCUACACCUUUUUCAAUGAUUAUCCAAAUAUUCGAACCUUUAAUAUCAACAAGGAUGAUUUUUCAAAUUUUUUCAAACAACAAACAAAUAAUAAUAAUAGCAAUAGAAAUAAUAAUAAUAAUAAUAAUCAUCGUCAAAAUGCUUCUCCAAAUAUCAAUGAUGUAUUUGCUACUUUCUUUUCAACAACUACAACCUCUACAACAACUACAACAAAUAAUCGUAAUAAUAACAAUAACCAUCACAACACCAAUGAUUUUUUUGAUGCCCUACAUGAACAAUUAAAUCUUGGUAACAAAAAUAGAAAUAAUAACAGUAAUAGUAAAAAGAAAUAA